UAAGAAGACGCUCACACACACACUCUCUCUCUCUCUCUCUCUCUCUACAUAUAUAUACAGUGUAUACACCAUUGCUGUGUGGUAUAUAUAUGCACACAUUAUCACGGGCUCUGAGUAGAAAGCUUCUCACAGCACAGAGCUCUUACACUACUAAUAUUGAUGCCCUCUUUUUUCUCUUCCCUUUUUAUUAUAAUACGUAAAUGUUGAAGAAGAAUUGAAGUUAAUUUUAUGAAUUGUUAUUUCUUGAGAUCUGAAGCACUAGUGUUUGAAGUCAUUUGAUGAAAAAUGAAGUCGAAUACUCGGCUUAGUUCUGCUGUUUUUCAGCUCACUCCAACUCGAACUCGGUGUGACUUGUUUAUCUUAGCAAAUGACAAAAAAGAGAAAAUUGCAUCAGGAUUGCUAAAUCCUUUUCUAGCCCACCUAAAGGUUGCUCAAGACCAGGUUGCUAAGGGUGGUUAUUCAAUUUUACUUGAACCGGAAACUGACGGUGACACAACAUGGUUUACAAAGGCCACUCUGGAAAGGUUUGUUCGAUUUGUGAGCACUCCAGAAAUAUUGGAGCGUGUGCACACCAUAGAAUCUGAGAUCUUACAGCUCGAGGAGGCGAUUGCCUUACAAAGCAGCAAUGAUAAUGGGCACAGCGUUGUAGAAAACCAUGAAGGAAAGCCUUUAGGCAGCUGCGAAGGUAAGAAAUCUUUGCCUGAUGGUGGUGACGAAAAAGCGAUUGUCCUUUACAAGCCUGGGGCACAACCACCUGAAGCAAAUGGGUCAUGCUUGGAGGAGGGGAAUUCUAAGUAUGCACUAGUCCAGCUUUUGAAAGUCCUUGAGGCCCGUAAGGCAGUUCUACGUAAAGAACAAGGCAUGGCCUUUGCACGUGCUGUAGCUGCAGGAUUUGAUAUUGAUCAAAUGGCACCACUUGUGUCAUUUUCUGAAUGCUUUGGAGCCUCACGUUUAUUGGAAGCAUGCUCGAGGUUCAUGCAUCUUUGGAAGAGAAAGCAUGAAAAUGGGCAAUGGCUUGAAAUUGAAGCAGCAGAAGCUACAUCUACUCAGUCGGACUUAUCUGCAAUGAAUACAUCUGGUGUUGUUCUUUCUGGUGUAGCCAACACGUAUAAUGACUCCAAUUGCGAAUUGGCUUCAGAGAAUUAUGGUAAAUCAGGAUCAGACGUUAAUGCAGUAGAUCACUCAGUGCCAACUGGUCAACCAGAAUAUUCUCAAGGACAGUUUCCUCAUAUAAUGUUUCCUCCAUGGCCUGUACAUCCUGCACCUGGUGCCGCACCAGUUUUCCAGGCAUACCCUGUCCAAGGAAUGCCAUACUAUCAGACUUACACUGGGAAUAGCCCUUUAUAUCAGCCACCUCACCCACCCAUGGAGUAUUAUCAUCAAACAGGACAGAUGAGACAUCCAAAUGAUGAUAGGAGUACCAAAACUGAGUCAGAAAUAUGGGAGACGGACAGAACAAGAUCACAGGAUGAUAUGGAGAUUAAUGAGGAAGUUUCACACAGUCGGGAACCACAUAAAAAGGGUGGACGAUUGAGUAAAAAGCAAUCAGGCAUGGUUGUCAUUCGAAACAUUAAUUACAUCACUUCUAAAGCGAAGAAAUCUGAUAGUGAAUCAAUCUCAGCUUCUGAUUCUGAAACAGACACAGGAAAUGAAGAUUUUAAGGCUGGUGAUGACGAUGUAGUACAUAAGAAUAGUUCGAGAUCUUCCAGAAGAAAAGGGAGCUGUCUUAAGUUCACAGAUGAGUCAUAUCUAAAUGAUAAAUCUGCGUUUGUUAGGGAAACAGGUGAUGGAGACUGGCAAGCAUUUCAAAAUUGUUUACUCAGAGGAACUAAUGAAGGUACUCGUACUGCCAAUGAGGGAAUUUUUGCUAUGGAAAAAGAUGUUAAAAUAAAAAGACGAGUAAAUGCUGCAGGCAAUGAUCCGUUGGCUCGUGGUGGACGUGAUCCAGGUGAAAUACAAGACACUAGGAUGAUUGAUAUACACAGAAUCAGUGGAAGUAUGUCUCAACGGACUAGAGGAUCACGUGAUGAGGUUCUAUUCUCGAGAGGGGAUAAUGAUUUUCUUGGACGGGAUGAUGAAAUUAAUAUGCAAUUUACAGAAACAAAUGGGAGGAAGAUUUUAUCUAGGGGAGCAAAUGAUGAUUUUAUAAUAGGCAAUCGAGAAAACCAAUUAAAUUUUGGGAAUUCAUCAGAUCCACUAGCUGUGGAAGGUUUUGAGGGUUCCCUCAAUAAGAUGGAUAGAGAAUUAUCACAUGGUCUGGCUGAUGAAACAUUUAUAGUACCAUUUGGGUCAAUGUCAAUAGAUCAAGUUGGAGUAGGAGAUAGAACUGCUAUUAAUAUGGAUUCUGAGUAUCAAUCAAAGCAUCAAAAGUCGGAUAGCAUUUCUGAUGGAAUUAGGAACCAAGUCAAUUAUGAGCCUGUUGAUUUGAGCCUGAUGCCGGAACGCAGGACUGAAAAGAGUUCAUUUGGAUAUGACCCUGCUCUUGAUUAUGAAAUGCAGGUUUAUGGUGAAGGUGAAGAUUCUAGUUCAAAGGAGAAAAGGGAAAAAAAAGAAAUCAACGUCAAGGGAGGGUCAAGGAAAUCUGAGAAGGAUAAGAGGUCAAAGGUUCCUUUGGAUUCUUCAGAUAAGAAAAGAACUGGAGGACCUCUAAGGAAGGGGAAAUUACCAAAGACAAGUACUUUAGAGGAUGCACGUGCACGUGCGGAGAGGUUAAGAUCCUACAAAGCUGAUCUCCAGAAAAUUAAGAAAGAGAAGGAAGAGGCAGAACAAAAGCGCCUUGAAGCAUUAAAGCUGGAGAGGCAAAAGAGAAUUGCAGUGAGAGGCAGCUCCACAUCUGUGAAGUUUUCGGUACUCUCACCGCAAACAAAGGCAUUUCCUACAAAACUUUCUCCAAUUGCUAAUGGAUCAAAGUUCAGUGAUUCAGAACCUGGCUUAUCAUCACCCUUGCAGAGAUCCAAAGUCAGAACUUCACUUGGAUCCAGCGAGUCACGAAAAUCUGCUAAAGCCAAUAAAUCAAGUGACAGUAGCCAGUUGGCAGGGGAUACGUUGAGUAGGUCAGCAUCAUCAUUGUCUGAGCCGAAAAGAGAAAACAAUAUUGUUACACUUGAUUCAAAGGCUUCCAUGGCACGGAUCAGGAGAUUAUCAGAGCCCAAAAAAAUCAGCAACCACCCUGUUACUUCAAUGAAUGUACGAAGUGCUGAAGUAGCUUCAAAGCGAAACCCUGUUACUUCAAUGAAUGUACGAAGUGCUGAAGUAGCUUCAAAGCGAAAGCUUUCUGAAGGGCCUGAGAGGAACAAAAUAUCUGCUAUCGUUAACCUUGAUAAAACUAAGGCUGCAACUCUACCUGAACUGAAGAUUAAAACAACAAAAUCACCUUUAAAUAUAGGUCAUAACAAAUCAGCAGUAAAGGGAACACAUAAAUUGAAUGGAAUAAAGCCUACUGAAUCUUCUGAAAAUGUUGAAGUAUCUGUAAAUGAUCCGGAUACUACAUAUCAUAGUGAUGUAGAGGACAACCCAAUAGUUGAGAAAACUGUUGUGAUGCUCGAGUAUGAGAAGCCAUCUAUUCCUAUUUUACAUUCAUCAGAAGAAAAGAUGGGGCUACAGUGUCAACAUAAUGAUAGUCAUGACACUGGAGAGAAAAGUGGCAUGAUAACUGCAUUUGCUGCCAUACAUACAGUAUCUUCACCCAUGGAUGGAGUUGAUAGAGAUCCCCUACCCAGUGAAGACCAAAAUCAAUCACAUUCUUACGAGGUGAAGAAAGAUUAUUCAGAUGACCCUUCUGGUGCAGCAAACACCAUCUCUGCUGAAAAACCUUAUCAGGCCCCAUAUGCUCGUGUCUCCUCCAUAGAAGACCCUUGCACUGGAAACUCAGAGUACGGUAAUGCACCUACGGCAAGCUCAGAAUUGAUGUCAAGAGUUGAACAAACUACCAGUGCACAUGUUCCUGAUGUUAAAAUCCUCAGGGUAGGCAAGAAUCCAGAAACUUCUGAAAAGACUCGAGUAAAGGAAUCAAAAGGUCUUAGACGGCUUUUAAUGUUUGGAAAGAAGAAUAAUUCUUUAACUGCUCUAGAUCGAAGUGUUGAAUCAGACAGCACAAGUUUUGAGCAGGACGAUAUUGGAGGACGUACUGCUUCUUCGAGUGAAGUUCAUACAUUGAAGAAUCUAAUCUCACAAGAUGGAACACCCACUGCUAGCAAUGCUUCGCAGAAGUCUUCUCGCCAUUUCUCUUUGUUAUCACCCUUUCGGAGCAAGACAAGUGAAAAGAAGCUAGCACAAUGAGGAAAAGAAGCUAACAAUGAUAAUAUCAUUCUUGUUAGAGGUGAAGUGUUGUUUUCGCAGUGACCCUUGUUGACGUGAAAUGUGAUUUUUAUGUUGAAUUGUUUAAAUCUCCUGUUAAUCUGUGUUGAAAUACUCUGGAGAAUACUGGGAUGAAAAAUGAAAAUAGAUCUUUAUAUAUCUGCAAACCGUACUUCAACUGAAUUUUCAAUGAUUUUACGACUCUGUAAUAACUACUUUUGAGUUCCUUGUCGGUCCAUGAAGGUUUGUCUUCUCGUCU
This is a messenger RNA of Olea europaea var. sylvestris, 4555 nucleotides long. Its product is annotated as COP1-interacting protein 7. The transcript is spliced from 13 exons. The coding region runs from base 286 to 4278 and encodes 1330 amino acids. The record is from RefSeq and is a predicted model, not a curated record. Lineage: Eukaryota; Viridiplantae; Streptophyta; Magnoliopsida; Lamiales; Oleaceae.